AUGGAAAAUCGUAAAUAUCAAAAGUUUGAAGAAAAUCUAUCUGAAGAUAUUCUUAGUGAGGAUGCUUGUGCUUGCGAAGUAAAGAUUACUGAGAGGCUUUGAAUUAACAUGGAUAUGUCUCCUUUUAAAAAAUCUAUUGCGAACAAGUCUGGUAGGCAUCAAAUGUCAAAAUUUCGAACUCGCACUGAUAAUUCAAAAUAUCAGGCUCAGAUGGCUUCUACUAAUCAAAAAGCCAGAAUUCAAAGGACAUGAACAUUGAAAAUGAGUCAAGAGACACUAAAAGAGCUUGAUUCAAAUACUACUGAAAGGAAAGAGGCUCCAGAACGUAAGAAGUCUUCUAUCCAGAGUGAGAUCAGUUAUCUACUAAAGAAAUCUGCCCAGAUAAGGCACAAGGAGAGUAUUUUAAGUAAAACUAAACAGAAGUCCCAAGAAAUAUCUCUCAAGGAUAUUGGAAUCUUUUCUGUAGAUCCAAAGAAGCCUAACUUUGUGACUUUCGGAGACGAAAUUUCGAACAUUUAAAC
Moneuplotes crassus is the source of this 521-nucleotide messenger RNA. Lineage: Eukaryota; Ciliophora; Spirotrichea; Euplotida; Euplotidae. The record is from the annotation of a GenBank genome assembly.